Messenger RNA from Nasonia vitripennis (jewel wasp), 848 nucleotides. Its product is annotated as coiled-coil domain-containing protein 28A. The transcript has 4 exons. The coding region runs from base 94 to 789 and encodes 231 amino acids. The record is from RefSeq and is a predicted model, not a curated record. Lineage: Eukaryota; Metazoa; Arthropoda; Insecta; Hymenoptera; Pteromalidae.
CUAUAAAUGUAAUAACAACAUUGGCAGCUAACCUCAAAGCUGCCUCGAAGAAGCAGAGAAUGAGCGAAGCCUGAAAUUUCAAGCUCGGCAAAGAUGAACAACAACGAGAAUUCGACGUGUGGCGAGCUGCAACAGCUGGUGCAACAAGAGGAAGAGAGUGAGGAACCAUCGAGUAGAGGCGUCGACGCAACCCCGCCUUCUACGCCCACCAAAUCGAAUCGACCGUCCAAGACUGAAAUGCACACUUCGCAUGCACUGCAACAAGUAAUGUGGGAGAGUAACGCACAAGCUUCGUCUGUAAUAAGCAAAGAAUCGUCCAGCCAAGCGACAACCAGUCAAGGUUCAACGUCCGGAAAAGCAGCAGCCAAUUCUUCCUCCUACACUACUGGACAACAGUCUCGUUUGAUCUACCUGAAUGAGAAAAAACCGACGCGUCCAGAGAUCCCAAGAGUCAAUAAGCAACCGAAAGUUGUGGCACCAUGCAAGCAUCAUUCAUUUUUAUCAGAGGUACCGGACGUCAGGCACAUGGAACAAGCGUUGCUGCAAUUGCUCGAGGACUUCCACAGUGGGAAUCUGCGUGCGUUUGGAAAGGACUGUAGCAUGGAGCAAAUGACUGAAAUCCGAGAACAGCAGGAGAAGCUGGCGAGGUUGCACUUUGAAAUGGGCCAACGGCAAGAUAUCCACGGCACUGAGCAGUCAGGCUUCAGGCAAUCCAGCGCCAACAUGCAUAAUCUCCUUCAGCGCCUCGAGCAGCUCAGUGUUUGCAUUGAAAAGUUACACAGCAAAUGAAAUGUGAUACUUUUAUUUACAUAGACUAAUAAUAAUAAAUAUCCAUAACGAUUAACGUA